GAGCAAAAGGUCGUUUAGUUGUUGUUGAGAUUCCGUUUGAUUCGGUUGAGCCGCGCGCGUGUUUACGUUUACUUUUGACAUUUUUCCAGCGGGAAAAACAAAUUGCAGUGUAUCAAAUACGCAUUAGGUAUAUUUACAGUCAAUUACCAUCUAUUUAAAAUAACUUGUGAGCAUUUGCGACAGCAUCAAGCAGUGCGCAACUAGUUUUCCCGUACAACAAGUAUCUUUGGCGCAGGUGUAACGCGUUUCCACAGCGUGUUUCUUUUUUUCUUUCUCAAGAGAGGUAGCAAAGCAAUAACAAGUUCAAACAUAUCCAUAAUAUCGCUUCGUACCUACACUGCUGCUGUGCAUUUGUGUGUGUGUGAGUGUUUAAUACUGUGUCAGUGUGUGUGUGUGUGUCGCGCAAUUUGGAAAACGCGUUUGCGGUUUUUAACGCUUCGAAAUGGAAAGUGUCUGCUCCUUGCGUUUUUUUGUUGUGAUCGCUGUGAAUCGCUGUGAACGGUGUUAAAGCUGUGCUGUGAUUGCUGUGAUCGAUCUCCACAAACAAAAGAGUUUAAGGCAUCGCUUGCACAGUAAAAAAAAUGUGAUGAUGUCAAUUAUGCGCUUGAUGAAGAUUCAAUGACAAAGCGAACACGAGAUAAUAAUUAGCGGGCAGCUAGACAAAGCAUUUCUCAAAUGACAUACAGAUAUGUACAUAUAUAUGAAUAAAACAAUAAUGAAACGACUUUAAAAAGCGCUUAGCUUGCAAUUGUUAUUGCGGAUUAAGCUUAGAGCAAGCUAGCUGGCAAACGAAACAAGUUUUAUUUUCGACAAUACGAUGCCAAUUAUAACAGCAACAACAACAACAACGCCGAGCAGCGUUGCAGCAGCAGCAGCAGCAGCGGCGACUAAAAGCGGCACAAAGUCAGCAGCGGCAGCAAGCACAACGUUGGCAGCGCCAGCCUCAAGUGAUUAUCUAUUGCUGCAGCAGCAGCAACAGCAACAACAGUUGCAGUUCAACAGUCAUUAUUAUCAACAACAGCAACAGUUGGCGCCUGUGCUAAAUGCUUCCCACCAGCAACAUUCACAUCCUGUUGCCAGCUCGGCGGCAGCAGCGACAGCAACAACAACAACAGCUGCUGCUGCUGCAGCUUCGACCAGUUUUGCAACAUUUAACGGAAACUCAAAUCUAAAUUCUAACCUUGCCAACGGAAGUAGCCGCAACAAGAAAUUCAAUUGCAACGACGUCAGCAGUGCUGUAGAUCUGGCCGGCGAUGUGGAUGGCAACGGUUAUGCAAUGGUUGUCAAGCCACUGGCAGCACCGCCUAUCGGCCUGCCACCGCCCGCCAUUAAGAAGUCAACGUCGACGUCGGCUUCGUUGCAUGCGUCGCGCGAAGAUGUCGCCUCGUUGGGUGGCACCUCCUCCGUCAACAGUCAAGUCUCUGGCAAUCAUCAUCAGUUCAUUGGCAACGGCAACUCAACAACGGGACGCACUGCAGCCCAUCAUCCCAGCAGCAUUCUAAAAGGCAGCAAAGAGAAUCUCUUGCAAAAUACCUAUUACAAUGGUGAGGGUGGCGACAGCAGCAUGGGCAGCGAAUGUGGUGGCACCGAUAUCAAUCAGACUAAUCACGAUGAUCCUGGCGAUGGACUAGGACCCUUGCCUCCAAAAUGGGAGACUGCCUACACGGAACGGGGCGAGCUGUACUUUAUUGACCACAAUACGGGCACCUCACACUGGCUGGAUCCGCGUCUGUCCAAGUAUCAAAAGAAAUCACUGGAGGAUUGCUGCGAGGAUGAGCUGCCCUACGGCUGGGAGAAGAUUGAGGACUCCAUGUAUGGCAUGUACUUCAUAGAUCACGUCAAUCGUCGCACCCAAUACGAGAAUCCCGUGCUGGAGGCGAAACGUCGCGCGGCUGAGCAACGUCAGCAGCAGCAGGAACAGCUGCAACUACAGCAGCAGCAGCAGCAGCAACAACAACAACAACAACAACAGCAGCAACAGCAGGCGCAGCAGCGCUCCAAGACGCCCACAGCGGCUCUAGAAGCGGGGAACAUUCCAUCUGCUCCUAUUCCACUUCCUCCCCAACCAGCCAAGCUACCCUACAAGUUCACCCGCAAUCCGGCUGAGCUGCAGGGUCAGCGCAUCAAUACCACACUAUUGAAAUCCACACGUGGAUUGGGUUUUACGAUUGUUGGCAGUGAUGGCAGUACCGGCAGCGAUGUGGAGGAGUUUCUGCAGAUCAAGACCGUUGUGCCCAAUGGUCCCGCCUGGCUAGAUGGCCAGCUGCAGACGGGCGAUGUGCUGGUCUAUGUGAAUGACACUUGCGUGUUGGGUUACACCCACCACGAUAUGGUCAACAUCUUUCAGUCCAUCUUGCCAGGUGAGACGGCAGCGUUGGAGGUGUGUCGCGGCUAUCCGCUGCCCUUCGAUCCCAAUGAUCCCAACACCGAAGUGGUCACGACCAUGGCCGUCGAUGGGCUGCCUUGUGAGCCGGAGAAGCAGCGUCGCUUGAACGUUGACCUCAACAUGGAUGGCAAUUAUAAUUUCCUUGACCUAUCUGGAGGUGAGGCCGUCAGCAAAGCAGCUGGAAGUGGCUUCAUUCUCAUGAAGAAGCCGGAACUCUACACCUUCUCCGUUAUGAAGGGCGCCAUGGGAUUUGGUUUCACCAUUGCGGAUUCUGCCUGCGGUCAGAUUGUGAAAAAGAUUCUCGAUCGCAACUGCUGCACCCAGCUGGUCGAGGGCGAUGUGCUGCUCGAGAUCAAUGGGAUUAAUGUGCGCAACAAGCCCCAUUUCUAUGUUGUGGAACUGCUCAAGGAGUGCAGUCAGACAACACCCACUGCCCUCAAAAUACAACGCACUCCGCCGGAGCAGACAACGUCCGGCCAAGGUGUGGGUGUGGGCAAUGUGGCUAAUCUGCGCAAGAAUUUCGUGGGCGGCACUGGAGCUGGUUUGUUUCGCAGCAAGACACCAACUGCUGAUUUGUACAGCACGCAGCCCAAGGAGGUGCUGCCCAUGCGACCCAAGACGCCGCUGGUGGACACGAGACGUGCUCGCGUCCUAACGCCCAGCAACGAGCUGAUGCAGCAGCUGACGCAGGAUGUGGUGGAUGUGACGGGCGGUGCUGAUAGCAAACCACUGCACCUGCAGGCAGGGCAGGGCAAGUCAAACAAUAGUCUACAAGAGCUGGACGACAUACCCUUUAUGGAUCCCUAUCCCAAGAUGGUAACCAGACUAAGCGAACGCCUCGCCGAGGCGACGCUUCAGGGUGGCGUCGAUGUCGAUGCUGGCGAUGGUGGCGGUGGUAACUAUAAUCCCAUUUAUGGCUUGCCGCCGAGCAUGCAGCCACUGCCGCUGCCACUGGCUCAUCACGAGUCCUGCUACUGCUACGAUUGUCAGGCGCAACGCUAUCAGCGACCCCAGCCCACCUCCCAGCUGGGUUACUACGUACAGCAGGCGCCCAACGCAGCAGUAGCCCAAUAUUCUCCAUUGCAGGCCGCGCACAUUCAAAACGAACGGAUGCAGCGUCGAGUCAAUGAGCUGCUCAGCGAUCGACGGCGCGUUGGAUUUGCCAACUUGGAUCCACCGGGACAGCAGCACCAGCAGCAGCACCAGCACCAGCAGUUGCAGCUCCAGCAUUCGCCAAACUGGCGCAAUGGCGCCCUACUGGAUGUCUCGGAGGAUGCGGAUCAGUGUGAGCUGACAGAGGUGACGCUGGAGCGUCAAGCAAUGGGUUUCGGUUUUCGCAUUGUCGGCGGCACAGAAGAGGGCUCGCAGGUGACAGUUGGACACAUUGUGCCGGGCGGUGCAGCGGACAACGAUCAUCGCAUUGCCACCGGCGACGAGAUACUCAGCAUCGAUGGCAUCAAUGUGCUUAAUUCCUCGCACCACAAAGUCGUUUCGCUGGUGGGCGAAUCAGCUGUGCGUGGUCAGGUUACCAUGAUACUGAGGCGACGACGGGCGACGCUGCUUCAGCAGACGCCUCUGGUGCAACUGCGUCGCUAUCCUUACGAUGUGAUUGUCAGUCGGCAUGAGAACGAGGGCUUUGGCUUUGUCAUCAUCUCCUCGUCGAAUCAUUACUACGGAUCCACAAUAGGCAAACUAAUACCGGGCAGUCCAGCGGAUCGUUGUGGGGAGUUGAAAGUCGGCGAUCGCAUUAUUGCCGUUAAUCGCAUCGAUAUUGCGGGCAUGUCACAUGGUGACGUUGUUAAUCUCAUCAAGGAGUCGGGACUGCAUGUGCGCCUCACCAUCGGUUGCCCCUUGAAGGAGGGCGGUCCCAGUCCAGGUGGCAGCAGUGCCGGUCUCGGCUCCAACACUCCCCUUCAGGCAUCGCCCAGUCUAUUGAAAGCUCCGCCACAACCACAACAACAACAACAAUUACAACUCCAACAGCAGCAUCAGCAGCACCAGCAGUUGGAAAUGCCCGGUUUAGGUCCAAUGCCCGGUAGCUAUCUGGAGCGACCAAGCACAAAUAUCGCAGCUACGCUCGCUCUGCACCAGCAGCAGCCACAGUUAUGACUCUGAGAUCUACGUAUCCGGCUCUAUAAGAGCUUCCUCUAGCUACUAGUUUUAAUUAUAGCUGCUAUGUAAACCCCAAAGACUGAAUUUAGUAAGCAAAUGCAAACAUUUCAAUUUGCGAAUCUCCGAGCGCUUCGCGAAGCUACACAAAUAUUGUUGUCAUACACAUCUGCUUUUUAAUAGCCCCCCUUUGCCUGUUAGAUGAUAUAUGUAUCUAACUAUAAGUACUAAUUGAAAAAUCUGAGCUUAUCUCUGUAUAUGUGAAACAAAUGAAUCUGAUUGUGAAAUAUGGCAUUAUUUUAACAGCUUUAGCAUUAGACGAUUAUUUUAUAAGAUUUAGAUAAGUUUUAUCUAUAAAUCAUAAAUUUUAUUAGGUUUGAUAUACAUAAUUGUACAAAUGUAAAAGAACUUAAAUGUUUUAUAUUCAUACUUUAAUAUGUUGUUCAAUAAAUGAUAUUACAACUAGUUUUUAAUCC
This is a messenger RNA of Drosophila grimshawi, 4971 nucleotides long. It is a transcript of the gene Magi, whose product is annotated as membrane-associated guanylate kinase, WW and PDZ domain-containing protein 1. The record is from RefSeq and is a predicted model, not a curated record. Gene Ontology annotation, cellular component: cytoplasm. The transcript has 6 exons. Gene Ontology annotation, molecular function: protein binding. Bases 818 to 4495 code for a protein of 1225 amino acids. Gene Ontology annotation, biological process: hippo signaling. NCBI's taxonomy places the organism in Eukaryota, Metazoa, Arthropoda, Insecta, Diptera, Drosophilidae.